Molecule: messenger RNA, 3556 nt
Organism: Rosa rugosa (rugosa rose)
Lineage: Eukaryota; Viridiplantae; Streptophyta; Magnoliopsida; Rosales; Rosaceae
Product: phospholipase SGR2
Exons: 22
Coding region: 333-3095 (920 amino acids)
Cellular component (GO): cytoplasm
Molecular function (GO): metal ion binding; glycerophospholipase activity
Source: RefSeq, a predicted model, not a curated record
GUGCAGCAGUUGUAACCCACCUGCCAUUCAAAGCUGUCAUUCCUUCCUCCGAAGAAUCUCGCUUCCUUUCUUCUUCCCCGGUCAUGAUUUUUCCACACUCUUCUCAUUCUGCAAUUCCCGCACAAAUUGGGGUUUUGCAUUCCACUUUCUCCUGCUUCCUCUUCCGUUUCGGUUUCCACAAUUUCCCCAAUUCCCAAUUCCCCUCUGAAAAAAAUCCUCUCUCGCUCUCACUCUGAUCAAUAAUAUCAGAGCUUCGAUUUCUCGCUAGGGUUUUGUAAUGCAACCCUUAAGUUGCUGAGAGAGUCGGCCAGAGUUUCAAGGCACUUGUGAUUAUGGCGGAUUCCGGAGCACAGCGUCCGGCCGAAGAGUCGUCGUUCCCCGAUUUGCUGAAGAACACGCCGUCGAACAUUCGGAGAUUGGAAGAUGAGAUUGAGCAGUGUAAGGGCCACCAGAAGUAUCUAGCGCAGACUUUGAGUCCUUCCGACGGUGGCGACGUCCGGUGGUACUUUAACAAGGUCCCUCUGGGAGAGAAUGAGCUGGCUGCUUCAGUUCCGAGGACUGAGAUAGUGGGGAAGGGGGAGUAUUUUCGUUUCGGCAUGAGGGACUCUCUGGCAAUCGAGGCCUCGUUUUUGCAGAGGGAGGAAGAGUUGCUUUCUUGUUGGUGGAGAGAGUAUGCAGAAUGCAGUGAAGGUCCGAAAGAGCGGCCUAGUUCCAGUAAGAAAGUGGAUGAGAAGGCUCGUUCGGUUCCAUUGUAUGAAGAAGAAGAAGAGAGAGUUGGUGUCCCUGUUAAGGGAGGGCUUUAUGAAGUAGAUUUAGUGAAGCGGCAUUGUUUCCCUGUAUAUUGGGAUGGAGAAAACCGGCGUGUCUUAAGAGGCCACUGGUUUGCUCGUAAAGGGGUUGAUUGGCUGCCACUUCGUGAAAAUGUUGCUGAACAAUUGGAGAUCGCAUAUCGCAGCCAGGUUUGGCAUCGGAGAACUUUUCAGCCCUCUGGACUUUUUGCAGCUCGAGUUGAUUUGCAAGGCUCUAUCUAUGGAUUGCAUGUGCUUUUCACUGGAGAAGAUAAUACUUGGGAGGCUUGGCUCAAUGCAGAUGCUUCUGGUUUUUCUAAUGUCAUUUCUUUCAGCGGAAAUGGAAUUAAGUUACGGCGUGGAUAUUCUGCAUCUCACUCUCCAAAACCCACUCAGAAUGAAUUACGUCAGCAGAAGGAGGAGAAAAUGGAUGAUUAUUGUUCACAGAUUCCUGUUCGACAUCUUGUGUUCAUGGUUCAUGGUAUUGGUCAAAGAUUGGAAAAAUCCAAUUUGGUUGAUGACGUCGGUAAUUUUCACCAUAUAACAGCAAGUCUUGCCGAAACACACCUUACUUCACUCCAACGUGAUACUCAGAGGGUUCUUUUCAUACCAUGCCAGUGGAGAAAGGGUUUGAAGCUUAGUGGUGAAACUGCAGUGGAAAAAUGUACUUUAGACGGUGUGAAGGGUUUGCGUGUCAUGCUGAGUGCGACUGUUCAUGAUGUGUUAUACUACAUGAGCCCCAUAUAUUGUCAGGACAUCAUUAACUCGGUAUCCAACCAAUUAAAUCGGUUAUAUUUAAAAUUUCUUAGGAGGAACCCAGGUUAUGAUGGAAAGGUUUCCAUAUAUGGUCAUUCUUUGGGAAGUGUCCUCUCUUAUGAUAUCCUUUGUCAUCAAGAGAAUUUGUCCUCCCCAUUUCCAAUGGAUUGGAUGUACAAAGAACAUGCUAGAAAUGAAGAAUCUUCUCCUGAUAUGAACAACCAAUCACCUACCGAUGACUCUCUUACUAAUUUGGGAGAUGCAGUCUCUUUUGUAUAUAAUCAAACUGAUGACAUGGGUUCAAUUCUUGAAGGAAAAUUGAAUGCACAACCAACUCUAUUAAUGCAUGAGGAGGGAAAUGCUGUAGAUGUGUGUAAUGUUGCGAGUUGUGAGACAUCAGAUUUGAAUGAGUUUAAUGCAAGGUCUAUGGACUCGAAACAAACGCAGGGUAACAAUUACGUGCACGAAUCAGUUUGUGAAGCUAGCGACAAGUUUAAACAGGAUAUCUCAGAUGAAACUACUAGAAUGGAAUGUGGAGUCCCAGUUGAUCACAUAGAGAAAGUGGUUGAAGAAGUAUGUGAAGAAACGAGCAAUAAAGACGAAGUAGUCAAAUCGCUGAGGGAGGAGAUUGAUUCUCUAAAAGCCAAAAUAGCAGAACUGGAAACCAAAUGUGGUGGUAGAGAUGGUAGUCCUGGUUUGUAUCAAGAAAAUGAAGAGGUUCUUGCAACUUCGCCGCAGAGAUCCAUAUCGGAGAAAUUGCCUCCCAGGCAAGAGGGCUCAACUCAGAGUUAUACCCCUUAUAUCAAAUACACGAAACUUGAAUUCAAGGUUGAUACAUUUUUUGCAGUUGGAUCACCCCUUGGGGUCUUCCUGGCCCUUCGUAAUAUUCGUAUUGGAAUUGGCAAGGGGAAAGACUAUUGGGAAGAGGAAAAUAUAAGUGAGGAGAUGCCAGCUUGUCGGCAAAUGUUCAACAUAUUUCACCCCUUUGAUCCUGUUGCAUAUAGAAUAGAGCCACUUGUGUGUAAAGAAUACCUCGGCAAGCGACCUGUUAUCAUACCCUACCACAAAGGUGGAAAGAGGUUGCAUAUUGGAUUUCAGGAAUUUACUGAAGAUUUAGCUGCUCGUUCUCAAGCAAUAAUGGAUAAUCUAAACUUCGUAAAAGUUAAAGUUCUGACAGUUUGCCAGUCAAGAAAGACGGAUAUCCUAGAAGAAGCAGCAGAAAAUGCCGAAGAACGAGAGGAGAGAUCAUAUGGUACUCUUAUGAUGGAAAGGAUAACUGGAAGUGAAGAAGGACGGAUAGAUCAUGUGCUUCAAGACAAGACAUUUGAACAUCCGUAUAUUUCUGCAAUUGGAGCACAUACAAACUAUUGGAGGGAUUACGAUACUGCCCUUUUCAUAAUGAAACACUUGUAUCGCGGUAUAGAUGAAGACAACUUACCUGCGGAAUCUAGUAGGAAAUAUUCAAAAGAUAAGAUGGGUUUCCCUGGCUGGUCAGAUCAAAUAGGGACAGUAGAUGAGGAGCUUCCUUUGACAUUCUCUGAAAGAAGAUGAAGAUACUACAGUGGGAAACCAUUUUUUAUGACCCAUUGUGUCAGAGCAUGCAGUCCAAAGCUAUUCCAGCUUCCGCAAGGAUCGACGGGUAAACCAAGUCCUUCAAGAACUCAACCCAUUGUAUGCGGAACUGGUAGCUCCUGCCCUUAGCUCCCUUAGGGAGAAGUGUGGGAAGGGUUGGUGGGCGGUGGUGGGCGUGGUGCAUACUGAUGUAGACUCAUAGCUGGAUAUAUGUCCACACCAGAUCUAUGCGUUUGUGUACAUAAAAGAAACGUCGUCUCACAUGCUAAACUAAAUUAGUUUUAGAGGGAUGUAAACGGCUUGUAAUAGAAUCAUGCAAAAGAGCUGUCCAUAGAUAUUUAAGUCCAGAAUAUUGUCGGUUUAUUUAGGCAGGAAUUAAAUUAUACACAGAAAAAAUAUAUGGACCAGAAAAAGUAAAUUAUUUUUGAUUGAACACUUCC